Messenger RNA from Amoebophrya sp. A120, 1168 nucleotides. The record is from the annotation of a GenBank genome assembly. NCBI's taxonomy places the organism in Eukaryota, Dinophyceae, Syndiniales, Amoebophryaceae.
AUGCGCCUCGGGCUCCUAUGGCAUCGUGAAGCGCGGUUGCGUCGGAGCCCUGGCCGUUGGUGCCGACCUGGGAAGCAUCCUGGGCGCUUCCGCGUACGAGCAGUCGAAGGAGACCGGGGGGGGGGGGGUGGAUUCACCCUGACCCCCGAGGGGGAGACGGAAGGCACCGAUGUGUCCACUGCUGAUGCCGAAGACGGUAUUCAUGACAUCCUCUCGCAGUUGCUGUCUGAAGAUGGUUUGUGUUCUCAAUUCGUGUCUGUUGAAAGAAGUUGCAUGAAUGGCGUCUCUUUAUUGGAACAAGUGUCAGCUUUUGCUUCUUUUAAUCAGAUACGUCUGCCGCGGCGUCUGCCUUGCAGACUUCGCACGGGUACUUUUGCGGGAUACCCCACCAGACGGCCACACACUGCAUCCUCGUCGCCGCCGCCGGCACAAUUCCCGGGCUACCUGGCAAUAAUCCCGUCCCCGCGGCACAUGGAGGACCCGACGCCGCGGCAGCGUGUUGCAUCUUCGGCCGCACCGCCGAUCCGAAAUGCCAGUGGGAGAAUAAUGAAACUGAUGACUGCAGAGAGAAGAUCGCCGAAACCGCGGAAAGCAUCCGCAAAGCCGUGCGGAAGGAGUUCCCGACGCCCCCAAAUGAGGGGACACCGGUAAACCGACAGCAGCGCUGGGGCCCGCGGUUGAUUGCGGCCUCGCCCUGAAAGCUCUCCGAAGCAAAUGUCAAUUUAACGACGUUCACCUAUCUUUUGGAAUUGCAAUUAGUGUCGCCACUUGUAGUUUAGCAGCAUUCUUUGCACGCAUCUCGUCUAGCAUCAAUAUUCGUCAGAUGCUGAUGCUGUUGUUACCGGGUGCCGUCAGUCGGCUACGGUUUUUUUGGUGUAGAAAAAUGAAACCGCACCUAGCCGAGUGUUUGGGGCGCCGCCUCUUCGCUGCUUUUUCGUUGUGACUGCACAUAGCAUUCUUUCCAGGCCAGCGCUUGAGAAGAUAGGAAGUGCGUACCUUGCUCCCCGGACAGUAUGUUGACAAUAGCCACGCAUUGCCAAUGUUUGUUUGGACGAGAUUCUUUGUCGGAAGCCAAACUAUAGUCCAAAACAGGCUGUAGUUGAAUCCGAUGUAAAAUAACUAAGCUCAAAGAAGAGCUAGUUAGAAAACCAAAAAAAAAAGAUCGCUG